AUGCUUUCACAACAAAAAGACACCACCCAAAAGACAAAAACCAAAUGGCAAGAAUUAUUAGAGGCUCCGAAGGGCUGCAUGGAAUAUAAUCCUCAUCAAGCUUUCGCUUUACAAGUGUUUUGGAUCGUCCGAUCCUUCCGAGCAGCCACCGAAAUGAUUGAAAAGGGAUUCCUACCCUGUAGUCAAGCCACCCUUCGAGAUACACCCACCACCCUUUGCUACUUGUUUCGAAUUUCACAACAGGAUGGUCAUGAACAAAUGGCUGAGGAAUUUAAAAAACAAGUGAAAACUAUUGGACAACAUCCUCACUAUCAACCUGCUUUUAAGAGUAUCAAGAUGGGAAUUGCUCAACAAAAUAUUGAAAUGAAAUUGAAACAGGGAGGAAUUAAUAUCGAACCAUUGAAAUGGAAUCCUGAUGAGCCCAUGGAAGGACAUGAAGAUGAAUUGGACUUUCAUCCAAUUGUGUUGGAAUGUACAGAAGUUUAUUUGGAUAAUCGAAGUUUUUAUGAUCAUUCAGCAUCACAGGAUUGGAUGAACCAUUAUCCAGAAAUUGUCAAGCCCUGUCGAUCACUAAAACCAAAGACUUUUUGUGUGGGACAUCCAAGUGAGGAAAUUUGGGAAAAGGCACUUGAAAGUGCAUUAAAGGCAAUUCGUUUCAAUGGUGAUGAGACAAGACAAGUGAAAAUUAUUCAACCUGGAUUAUUCCUUCAUGACAGUUUCAGUUCCAACAAUGAAAAUGCUCAACAACAAGUGGCAACCAUGUUUUUGGAGAUGGAUUUGACGAUCGCUAAUGACAGACUUGAACAUUGUCAAUCCUACUUUUCCCAAAUUCAACAAGAUUUACACGCUCCCUUUAUGGUUGUUUUACCAACCAAUCUCCAUGAUGGGGAAGAGGUUGUGGUUCAAGAAAAGGUGCAAGUUCGAAUCAUGCUCUCUUUUUCUUACUCGAAAGAAACGAGUAGUAAGAAUUUAUCAGCACUCAUCCAAGAUUGUGAAUCUUUUAAGGGAAGAAUUAUUGUAUUUUGUGAGAAUGGUAGUGAAAAUGAUCAAGCGACUCAAUUCGCUCAAGAAUUUAUGGAACUCUCUGGCUUGUCAUCAUCGAACUUUCUAACCAUACUCGAUGGCAAAUUAGCUGAGAAAAACAACACUCUUGCUGGUUUUAUUUUACACCCUCUUUACAACAAGCUUAUUAUUAAUGAACAACUCAACUACAAGCCGUAA
This is a messenger RNA of Naegleria fowleri, 1221 nucleotides long. RefSeq lists its product as uncharacterized. NCBI's taxonomy places the organism in Eukaryota, Heterolobosea, Eutetramitea, Acrasida, Naegleriidae. Bases 1 to 1221 code for a protein of 406 amino acids. The transcript has a single exon. The record is from RefSeq and is a predicted model, not a curated record.